AUUUAUGGAAAUAGAUAAUUAAUAUUUUGUGAUUUUUCACGUUUACCAUUUAUAUUAGAUUUUAUGUAUAUUUUCCCGAUUUUAGUUUCACCUGUAAAUAAGGGACAGAGAACCAGACAAAUUCAAUAUGGCGGGUCACAUAUCAUGGGAAGAGGCCAGAAACCAUUUGAGGAGAAUGAGGGAGGACCAAGUUCGAGAUGGACAAACUGUUGUUUCUCUUUGGGAAGAUGUGCUUAUGUCAGAAAGAAACAAACUGGGAGAUGAAUUAUGGACGGUAUACGAACAAGUUUGCAUAGCUGCUCUAGAUUGUCAAAGAAUUGAUAUAUCUGAGACAUGCAUAGAACUUCUCAAAUCUAAAUUUCCAAACUCAUUACGAGUGAAGAGAUUAUUAGGAAUGAAAUAUGAAGCAGAGGAGAGGUUUCAUAAAGCUGGAGAUUUGUAUGAUGACAUCAUCAAAGAGGAUGAAACAAAUAUGUUUGCCAGGAAAAGAAAAGUGGCUAUACUUAAAGCCCAAAACAAAACUUUAGAAGCCAUUGAAGAAUUGAAUAAAUACCUCAAGCAAUUUAUGACGGACUUUGAGGCCUGGAUGGAACUCUGCGAUCUGUACCUGGCUGUACAGGACUACACCAAAGCUGCGUUUUGUAUGGAGGAGCUGAUCAUGUCAAAUCCUCAUAAUCACCUAUAUCAUCAAAAAUUUGCAGAGAUCAAAUACACCAUGGGAGACCCUGACAAUAUGGCCAUAGCACGGACUUAUUUUGCCCAGGCUAUUAAACUCAAUCCCAACAGUGUUAGGUCCCUGUAUGGCUGCUUCCUGGCAUCUUCCAAUUUAGCUGCUAGUUCUAACAGAAAAGACAAACAAAGUAACAUUAAGUAUGCAGCAUGGGCCGCCCAACAGCUGAAAGAAAAAUAUACGACUGUCCAGCCUGAAGAUCUCACAAAUCAAACCAGGGUGUUGGAGUCGAUAGAACGAGUGCUCGAGUCUCUGACAGAGAAAACGUCAAACUGAAAAUACAAGGACAUGAACAUUGAUAGCAUGUCUGAGAUUGCUGAUCUGAAUGCACCAUCUUCUUCUCACAACAUCGGUCAUGUGGAAAUGUACAGUAGUCCACUAUGAAGCUGUCAAACAGACUCCAUGUGCAGUGUUUACUACAGCACAUUUCCUACACAGAGAGUUUAAAUUUAAAUCAUUCAUUGAAUAUAUGCAUUUACUGUGGUGUCUUCUGUGACAAAGAAAAACAAUAAGCAGCUAGAGCUUGUUGAUUGUAUUUGUCUAAAAAAGAAAUUGUUGAGACGUGCAUGGUAAUUCAAGUUUCAGAUGUGUUCCAUUAUAUGCAAAUCUAAAACAGUAAUUAGAAGAUCCAAGAUUUAUGAAAUAAGAAACAAAUGUUUAAUUUAAAGGAAAAAAUUCAAAAUGAUACAGAAAUCAGGCAUUUGAUUAUAGGACUUCUGUAAUAUGCAGUUCACGUAGGAAUGUACUGGUGCAUCGGUUGAAUCAUUUACAGCACAUUUCUUUUUUUCACAUAGUAUAUGUACAUGUACUGGUUUUGUACACACUAUUUAUUCAUAUUCAGAAUAAAGUUUUUAAUAUCAAAA
Magallana angulata is the source of this 1593-nucleotide messenger RNA. RefSeq names its product ER membrane protein complex subunit 2-like. Gene Ontology annotation, cellular component: EMC complex. The coding region runs from base 128 to 1006 and encodes 292 amino acids. The record is from RefSeq and is a predicted model, not a curated record. The transcript is spliced from 10 exons. NCBI's taxonomy places the organism in Eukaryota, Metazoa, Mollusca, Bivalvia, Ostreida, Ostreidae. Gene Ontology annotation, molecular function: protein binding. Gene Ontology annotation, biological process: protein folding in endoplasmic reticulum.